AUGGGCGACAAGGGCGUGUGCCCGACGCCGCUGCGCCCCUUCGUGGACGGCGGCGCGCUGCUGGCCGACGCCAACGGCAACCGCAAGCGCCGCGUGGACGCGCUGGGCGGCCUCUCGCCCGCCGUGACGCGCGCGCCGCCCGGAGCCUUGGGCUCUCCGGCCUUGCGCUCGUCCUCGGCGGGCUCCAGCGCGCCCUCGGUGCUGCAGAUGUUCACGGCGGAGACCGCGGGCUCGCGCCUGGGCGGCAGCUUCUCGUCCGUGUCCUCCGUGUCCUCCGCGUCCACGCUGUCGUCGUCCUGGGGCGCGCGCAGCGCGCGCGACCCCGAGCAGGAGCCGGAGCUGCACGGCCUGCCCAAUAAACGCUCGCGAGUGGCGCCCUACGCGCUGCCGGAGACGCAGUUCGAGGCCUUGCGCGAAGACUCGCAGAACCUCAUGGAGGCCAUGAGCAUCUCGCAGCAGAACACGCAGGAGUGCACGCAGACGCUGGAGGACAGCCCCUCGCUGUGUCUGAUGCGCCUUUUGCUGCAUCCCGAGGUGGACAGAGCGGUGACUGCGUUCCAGAAGAACGCGCUGGAGAAGAAGGGGCUGUAUCGCAUUGAGAUGCAGAUGCUCACGCCCAGAGUAACCCUUGGGAGAGAUAACUAUACGGGCAUUUUUGACAAGAAGACGUCGGGCGUGGACCCUGUGAAGCUCAGCAGAACGCAUUGCAUUAUUGAGACGGCGCUGGACCCGGAGACCCACAGACACGCUGUGUUUAUUACGGACAAGAGCACGAAUGGGAUUAGGAUUGACGGAGUACAGGUGCAGAAGAACAAGAAGUACAAGCUGAUGGACGGACAGAAGAUUACGUUGCUGUCGUCAAGACAGGGGAAUGUGCUGCUGGGAUACGUGGUGGAGGACCCGCAUGUUCGCGGGGCACAGGAAGGGACCAAGAACAAUCAGUCAGCGAUCCUAGCGGACUCGCAGGAUAAAUCGCAGCAAGGACCGAAUCUGCAGGAGUACACGCUGGGUGUGCUGUUCUCGGCGCCGCUGGUUGGGAAAGAUAUCCACGGCAAGUACCACCCGAUCGCUGAACUGGAUGUCAAGCGUGAAUACUCGAUCCUGCAGAAGAGUCUGAUAGAAGCGUCCAAGUUUGCGAAGAGACCAGCUACAAUUAAUGAUGCAUCCGGCAACAACGGGCCUGGUACGUUAUCCAGGAUAUACCAAUGUCCGCGGCAAAUUAGUGUGGUAGCCAAGUUCGCGAACACGGACACGUUCCGGGCAAUGGUGACGCUUGGCUGCCGAGCGCUUCACUUCUCCGGUCAUGGCGACGAGAAUCAUCUAUACUUCGAGGACGGCAUGGGACUGGUGCAUCCGAUCCCUCACAAGGGUCUCCAAGAACUGUUUUCGGCGGGUGGUGGAGGAGGCGAGUCGACACUACGUCUUGUAUUUGUAUCGGCAUGCUCCUCAGCACCACUAGCGUACGCAUUUGUAUCGUGUGGCAUCCCUCAUGUUAUUGGCGUGCGUACGAAUCAGAAGAUCGAAGACUACGCAGCUAUCGAGUUCACGCGUGCGUUCUACUUGGCCCUCGCUACGGGCAAGUCCGUGGGGGCAAGCUUCACUAUAGCUCAGCAGUCUGUCGCGAAGUCGCCGAAUAUUCGAGGGCCCAUGGCAGUCGCUGAAAAGUUCAUGCUGCUUCCGGAGGAUGGCGACCACUCGGAGAUUAUUUUCCCGUUGGCGGUUGUGGAAUCCAGUAACACUGUCAACCUUGAGCCCAUGAAGUCGAAGCGAUACCCGAAGCUUUGGUUCGACGACCUGCCUGCGAUGUGCCAAGGGUUUUGCAACCGCUCUGUCGAAGUAUACAAAAUCUGCUUGGCUUUGAUGAUGACCCAGUCUCGCAUUACGCGCCUCGUGACUAUCUGCGGCGAGGAAGGGAUCGGCAAGACUGCGGUUGCGCACGCGGUGGCGAAUUACGUUGGGCCUCGUAUCACUUCUGAGGGAGGUGUUCGCAUCUUUUCGGUUGCCAGGCUUGCUCAAGACGAAAUGGACGAGCAUGUCGGCAUGAUGCGGCGAAACAUCAACAUCGCGAACGGCAGGUGUCGCGUGCUGAGUCGGCUAGAGAUCAUGGUCACGGACCACUUAAAACAGCACAAGGAGCGGAUCGAGUUCAAUAGCCAGCAGAUGCUGAUGGUCUUAGAUGGUUGCGACUAUCUCCUACGCAAUGACGCUCGCCGUGAUCGCUUCCGCGCAUUCCUGUCGGACCUGCUGACCAACAACGCCUCGCUGAAGAUCGUGUUGACGGCGCGAACAUCAAUCUGCACGGAUGGCGCUGUCCACGGCCACGGCGAGAGGUUAUACACGCUGUCGAAAUUCGACAUGAAGAGCGCAACGAUGAUGCUGGUAAGUCUAAUGAGCCGGCCGAUUCGAGUUGAAGAACUGAAGCACGCGCGCGCUGCCAACUCAGCGGAUAAGCUGGAGCUCAUUGCUUCUCACCCAGCUCUGCGAGCUACUCAGGGUAUUCCAAAGCGCAUAGCUGAUCUGGCUGGCAAGCUCAACGAGACGACCAUGGACAAAGUCCCAGUGGACGAGAGCGACCUGAAUCUCAUGGAGUGA
Molecule: messenger RNA, 2592 nt
Organism: Phytophthora sojae
Lineage: Eukaryota; Oomycota; Peronosporomycetes; Peronosporales; Peronosporaceae
Exons: 2
Coding region: 1-2592 (863 amino acids)
Molecular function (GO): protein binding
Source: RefSeq, a predicted model, not a curated record